GAGUAGUUGUUUAUUAAUGUACCUUCCAUGUUGGCAAUUUUACAAGAAAAGCAUAAUGCAUUUGUUCACCUUUCAAUAUUUUCAUUAAAAUAUAUAGAAUUACCAGAUAAAUGUUUUCUCAUUACUGUAAAUCUACAGCAGGUGUUAUUGUCUCAGUUCCACCUCCUGUCUCUGGGCCACCACAAGUUGCACCAACCGCGGUUGCUACGAUUGAAAAACUAAAAGAAGAAAACAGACUACUGAAAGAAGAACGAGACUUUCUUUGCGAGCAAUUGAAAUCUUCCCUCGAUAAGAGACAACUAGGAACAAAUAGAAUGAUGCAAAAGGAGGCUUCUUCUGAGUCGGAAUCUGCAGACAGCUCAACAUUCUCAGAUACAUCAGAUUCAUCUGACAAGCCUCCAAAAAGAAAACACAAGAGAAAGCACAAAGUCAGAGGGGGAAAAGAUGCCUACAUUCGAAGAGGCAAGUGUAUAAUAGUUCAAACACCUGAUGAUGUUUUGCACUGCUACAAGGCCAUUCUGAAGCUCUUCCUGCGGACUAGGAGUGUUUCUCACAGCUGCAAACAACACAGUGUUGAUCGCAAUACCAUAGCUCUUACAGCCAUCAUUGCAGAGCUGCAGAUCAUUGCUACUCCUGAACUGCACAUCCCAGAAUUCCAGGGUGAAACUCUGCAGAAAUAUGCAAAAAAGUGCAAGGACUACCUAGAUACAAAACCAGAAGUCAUGAGUAAAAUCACUGAAAUGAAACAUAAUCGUGAACUCCUACCAAUUAAAGUACAAAUUUAGAAAAGAAAAGUAACUGGCUCAGAAAUACAAGAUGUUGAAUUCAGUACACAAGUAGUAUUUCUACAGUGUUCACCAUGUAGAAAAGUAAUCUUAGUUUUCACGUUAAGGCUGUUUAAUGAUAUAAAGUGUGAAUGUUCCUCCCACUUUAUGUUAGGACCAGGGUUGGGGAGUAACGAAAUACAUGUAACGACGUUACUUAUUUAAAAUACAAAAUUUGAGUAACUGUAUUUCGUUACAGUUACAUUUUAAAUAGAUGGUAAUCAAAUUACAGUUACAUUCAAAAAGUAUUUUAGAUUACCAAAGUGAUUACUUUGAAUUUUAAUGUCAUUUAUUUCAUUUAAUAUGCUAUUAACGUAAGCUGUUUGAGGAUUUUUAACCAACGAGCCAAUGUUGAUGAUUCUCCGAC
Molecule: messenger RNA, 1191 nt
Organism: Megalobrama amblycephala (Wuchang bream)
Lineage: Eukaryota; Metazoa; Chordata; Actinopteri; Cypriniformes; Xenocyprididae
Product: coiled-coil domain-containing protein 106-like
Exons: 3
Coding region: 111-785 (224 amino acids)
Cellular component (GO): nucleoplasm
Source: RefSeq, a predicted model, not a curated record